AUAACUGAUAACAAGUCAUCAACAAUAACCAAACAUAAUAAUUUUUAAAAUCGGAAGAAAACACGGCGGCAUAUACAUAUGUAAUCUUAGCGUUUAUACUGAUUCGAUCAAUUAAUCAUUUAACUUAUAAAAUUAACAAAACAAAUUUAUUUGUUAUUAUUGCAUUUAGCUGAAACAAGUUUGCAAUUGCUAAAUUUAAUUAAAAUGCUCGCCAGCGAGAGUAUUCUUCGUAGUCACCAUCAUCAUCGCAAUCAUCAUCAUCUCAAUCAAUCACAACAGCAGCAGCAACAUACUAAACAAUUCAAUGAUUCUAUAUAUAAGCAACAAGUAGUGCACGAUGCUGUCGAUUCUAAUGAAUUGGCACGAAAUACCUCCGUAAAUGCAUUUAAUUUAUCACAUCCUAUAGUACCUUCACCCACUAAUGUAAACGCUCGUGACAAUGACAUUGUCAACGUAAAGUGCAAAAAUAGUGGCGCGUUGUCAACAGAUGAGAACAGAGCCACAUCCACAAAACAGCUUCAUACAUUAAAAGAUAAAACGGAUAAAAUGAACUCAAACUCGAUAAAUUGCCUAAUUGUCAGUCAUCCAAAUGCCGACAGUGAAAAGUUUAUACGCGAGUGUGUUGGUGAAAUAAUAAAAUCUGCCGUCUUCGCCGGAACUAAUCGCUCCAACAAAGUUGUGCAAUGGCAUUCACCCGAAGAGCUUAGAGAACUUUUUGAUUUCAAGUUGAAAAAUGCGGGGGAAUCAAAGGAAACCUUAUUCGAUUUACUACAGAAAACAAUUGAUUUCUCAGUGAAAACUGGUCAUCCAUACUUUAUAAAUCAGUUGUAUUCCGGACUAGAUCCUUAUGCUCUGAUUGGUCAGUGGUUGACCGAUGCUUUGAAUCCUAGUGUCUAUACGUACGAAGUAGCUCCUGUAUUUACACUUAUGGAGGAUGAAGUUUUAUCUGAAAUGAGACGUAUAGUUGGAUUUCCCAAUCAGGGAUACGGAGAUGGUAUAUUCUGUCCUGGAGGUUCAAUUGCAAAUGGUUAUGCAAUUAGUUGUGCUCGUUUUCACAAAUCUCCCAAUUCAAAGAAACAUGGAUUAUUUGGAUCAAAACGGCAGAUUAUAUUCACAUCAGAAGACUCACAUUACUCCGUUGAAAAAUUGGCAAUGUUUAUGGGUAUGGGCAGUGAAAAUGUGUGUAAAAUAAAAACAAAUAAAUUUGGAAAGGUUGAUAUUGAGAAUUUAGAAAAGCAAAUUAAGAAAUGUAUCAGUGAGAAUUGCGAGCCAAUGAUGAUAUCGGCUACCUCUGGUACUACAGUUCUUGGAGCAUUUGAUGAUUUAAAUAGUGUAGCUGAUUUGUGUAAGCAAUAUGGAAUGUGGAUGCAUGUAGAUGCUGCUUGGGGUGGUGGAGCAUUAAUGAGUCCAAAAUAUCGCCAUUUAUUAAAUGGGAUCGAAAGAGCCGAUUCGGUUACAUGGAAUCCUCAUAAGAUGCUAACAGCGUCCCAACAGUGUUCGACAUUUUUAACACGGCACAAAGAUAUCCUUUCUCAAUGUCACUCAACGAAUGCCACAUAUCUUUUUCAGAAGGAUAAAUUUUAUGAUACAUCUUACGACACCGGUGACAAACAUAUACAAUGUGGUCGAAGAGCUGACGUUUUUAAGUUCUGGUUUAUGUGGAAAGCUAAGGGUACCAAGGGCCUGGAAGAACAUGUGAACCAGUUAUUCAAAAUGUCUGAGUUCUUAACUAAUCAGAUACGAGAGAGAUCUGGUUUUGAACUUGUUUUAGAAAAUCCCGAAUGUACUAACAUUAGUUUUUGGUAUGUGCCUCCCAGUUUAAGAGGUAUGGAGAGAAAUGACAAGUUUCAUAGCGAAUUGCACAAAGUAGCUCCAAAAAUUAAAGAAGCCAUGAUAAAAAAAGGUUCUAUGAUGGUAACAUAUCAACCUUUGCAUAAUUUGCCAAAUUUUUUCAGAAUAGUUUUGCAGAAUUCUUGCCUAACCGAAUCUGAUAUGAUAUACUUUUUGGAUGAAAUAGAAACUCUGGGAAAUAACUUAUAACUUUAUUGCAAUUUAUCAAAUUAAAUAAAUAAUUUUUAAUUUUACUACAAAAUAUAUGAAAUUAGAAAAUUCAGUUUUAUGUUGAAAUUAAUUAAAAACAAGUGAUAAACUUCACAGUUUUAUCCUUCUCACCCAAUCUUCCAACACACAAACUAUUUAAAAUGUUAUGUUAUUUGUAUUUUCAAAACAGUAUCUACAUGUGUAUCAAAUUACGCAAAUAAAAUUACAAACAUUAUAUAUUAUCUGUAUAUUUAAAAUAAUUAUAAGUAAAUCAUGUACAGAAAUUAUAAAAUAAACG
Messenger RNA from Lucilia cuprina (Australian sheep blowfly), 2338 nucleotides. RefSeq names its product cysteine sulfinic acid decarboxylase (gene black). Gene Ontology annotation, cellular component: cytoplasm. NCBI's taxonomy places the organism in Eukaryota, Metazoa, Arthropoda, Insecta, Diptera, Calliphoridae. Gene Ontology annotation, biological process: carboxylic acid metabolic process. Bases 205 to 2040 code for a protein of 611 amino acids. Gene Ontology annotation, molecular function: carboxy-lyase activity; pyridoxal phosphate binding. The transcript is spliced from 3 exons. The record is from RefSeq and is a predicted model, not a curated record.